Molecule: messenger RNA, 1646 nt
Organism: Capsicum annuum
Lineage: Eukaryota; Viridiplantae; Streptophyta; Magnoliopsida; Solanales; Solanaceae
Product: WD repeat-containing protein 53
Exons: 11
Coding region: 150-1274 (374 amino acids)
Molecular function (GO): protein binding
Source: RefSeq, a predicted model, not a curated record
UGUCAAAUUAUCUUGUUCACGUAUUAGUCUAUAACCAUACGACACCGUUGCCUUCCCAAAAAAGAAAAUACAUAGAGAGAACAGAAGGGUACAAGAAGGGUUUUUAAUCACCAUCGUUUCCAAGAGUGAAAAGUAAGAGCACGUAAAGAAUGGAGGAGCCCAGAAAGCUUAAGGGUCACAAAGGCAGCACCACUUGCUGUAUCGCCUCCCUAAAUCGCCCUGGUUUAAUUGCCACAGCAGCUGAGGAUGGUUGUGUCUGCUGGUUCGAUUUGAGGUGCAAAGAUAGAAUCUUUACAAUGGAUGUUGGGAAUGGUAACCCUGUUUCGUCAAUUUGUUUCAUGCCAGGAAAUGAGGAUGUUUUUUAUGUCUCAUUGGGAAGUGAAGUCAAAUGCUUUGAUGUGAAUAUGGUUACUGCUCCAAAAUUAUUGCACAGUUACAAUUACAACAAGGAUGAGAUAAAUCAGAUUGCUUGCAGCUCAAAGUCAUCAUUCCUUGCUGCAGCAGAUGAUAGUGGUGAUGUCAAGAUCAUUGACAUACGCCAAAAUCGCAUGUACAAAACAUUGAGAGAUGGCCACACAAGUAUAUGUAGCAGUGUUCAGUUCAUCCCUUGGAGACCUUGGGAAGUCAUCACUGGAGGUCUUGAUUCAAAACUUGUGCUAUGGGACUUUUCCAAGGGACGGCAGCGGAAGAUUUGGGACUUUGGCACACUUGACACAGGAAAUAAAGGUAAUACGGGACAAUGUUUGAACCCUGCCUUUGUUCAUGCUCUGACUGUUCCUGAUGUUGCUGUGGUGGAUAAAUUUGUGAAGAUUUGUGCUGUGGCUAGGGGUGAUGGAGUUGUUUCUGUUAUGAACGUUGAGUCAGAGCUCGAUACUGUCAAGUCCAAGAGUUCAACUAAACCCAAGAAAGGUUCUAAGCCAGCCCCUAAAGUUGGCAGUUCUUCUGCUGAUCCUGAAAGUGGAAAUCAAAAUGGAGGAGACCUGCACCUUGAUCACUCUAUGGGAGGACACAGUGCUGCUGUAUCCCGUGUGACUUUUUCCACAUUUGGAGACAAAGGGAAGUUCAUAAUAUCAGGUGGAAAUGACAAACAAGUAAAAGUAUGGGAUUGGUGUAAGUUUUUCAUGGCUGGUGAGACUAGCAGUGGCAACGAUUUCCUUCGUUCUAGCUUAAGUUUGAGCAGAAAAGUGAAUUGGCUUUGCACAACUCCUACUGAUUCAGAGAACUUAGUUGUCUGCGAUACAUCCAAGGUAGUGAAGGUUUACAACAUCAGGUGAAGCAGCGCAGAUUGAGCUGAGAUAUUUCUACUUGUACAUGAUAUGACCCUCGCAGAAAGUUAUGCUCCCAAUACGCCAGUUUUGGCUCUCUCAUAUACGCUAAACCGAACGUGCAUGGCUUUGCCAAACAAAAGUUCUAUCCUGCAAGGUUGUGACCUAAAUAGCUAGGUGUUACAACAAUGAUAUUGGUGGUAGGGUAAUAGGGAUUUGGGUCCUGACAUUACUUAAUUAGAUAGUUGCUUCAACGGGAUAUUGUUUGUAUAUUAUUACUUAAUUAGAUAAACGGGAUAUUGUUUGCAUAUUAUUCUCUUUAAUUUGUAAGCAGCAAUACAAUAUUAUAUAUUUUUAUAAAAAAUGAAGAUGUCUAUUGCA